Molecule: messenger RNA, 177 nt
Organism: Symbiodinium pilosum
Lineage: Eukaryota; Dinophyceae; Suessiales; Symbiodiniaceae
Source: the annotation of a GenBank genome assembly
GACACCAGCUACCCGGUAGCCAGCGACCACCGCGUCCUCGAGCCGCCUGCACCGCCCAUCGCUGCGCCUUACAAAGCAGCUUUGGAGGAGCGUCGGAGAGGCACCAAGCGCUGUGCCCGUGAGGGCGCGGAGGCGGAAGGCAGCACCGCUGCACCGGUUCCGAGCGCCGGCGAGUGA